AUGAAGCAUACGUUUUACAAAUAUAAGCAACGAUUGAAUGCUUUCAUCAUCACUUACGAUUGUAAAUCAUUACGAUUCAAUGCAACAAAGCAAAAUAUCCAACGCGUUUUUCCAGAUUAUUUUCAUAUUCGUUGUUUUCGGUCAGUGCCACUUAACGAUUCUCGUGUGCACACUUCAUCGAAUUUAAUAGCGAAGAAAGUCUCAUCGAAUCUAUUGUCGUUCAUCGAUUUAUGGACAUAUGAAAUUGCGAAAUAUUCGACAAGCAAUGAAUUACAAUGGUCAUUUAUAUUUGAAGAUGAUGUGAAUUUCGUUCCUCCAUCGAACUUUUCUCUCAAGUCUUAUAUCAACACAAUCGAACAACUAAUGGAUCACCCAGAAAUUCAAUCAAAGCAUGGUUUUUUUUACUUAGGAAUUUGUGCUCCAACUUUUUCCAACAAGACUGGUCCAUUAACUAACAAAGAGUCGAAUAACACGCUUGUGAGCAGGAAAGGCUACGGAUGGUGUUCACAUGGAAUGGGUAUAACAACAAAACGAGCACGAGAUUUUUGGUUUCAUAUGUCAUCUUAUCGUCCAAGUCCCGAAGGAGGCAUUGAUUUGUGUCUAAGACAGUACUCAAUUCGAAGUAAAAACGAAUAUUACAUUCUCGGAUCUAAUGUGCAUUGGCCAUCUAACACAGGACAUUUUGGAAUAGCAUAUCAAGAUCGAAAACGAUUUCGAUCGGGAAUGAAUUAG
Adineta ricciae is the source of this 732-nucleotide messenger RNA. The record is from the annotation of a GenBank genome assembly. Lineage: Eukaryota; Metazoa; Rotifera; Eurotatoria; Adinetida; Adinetidae.